This is a messenger RNA of Ceratitis capitata (Mediterranean fruit fly), 3382 nucleotides long. It is a transcript of the gene Pex1, whose product is annotated as peroxisome biogenesis factor 1. Gene Ontology annotation, molecular function: ATP binding; ATP hydrolysis activity. Bases 204 to 3257 code for a protein of 1017 amino acids. The transcript has 12 exons. Gene Ontology annotation, biological process: protein import into peroxisome matrix. The record is from RefSeq and is a predicted model, not a curated record. NCBI's taxonomy places the organism in Eukaryota, Metazoa, Arthropoda, Insecta, Diptera, Tephritidae. Gene Ontology annotation, cellular component: peroxisomal membrane; peroxisome; cytosol.
UGACAGUGUUUUUUUAGUAUUUGAUAUAGUGAGUUUAAUUUUUGCAUGCUGCUUGUAUAAAUAUUUAUUUAAACUAAAUUUAAUCAAAAAAGUAUUUAAAAUAAUGUAAGAGUAGCAAGAGGAAUAUUGAGAACACAGUGGAAGCAUUAAACUACCAUUUCUCCGUGCAAGACAUAUGCAUCUUAGGAUCAGGAUAAAGUGAAAUGUUUAAACGCACUUUUAAAGUGGUAUUUCGGCCGACGAAAAGUAGUUUUCUAUUAUUACCAGAAAACUAUUAUGGUGUCGUAUCAACGUAUGACACUGGCUGCUUGAGUUUGCAGUACAGCGGACACACACACUACGCAUCAUGGGCGCCACAUGCGGGCGCAGUCAAAGAUACCGAAAUUGGGAUCAAUGCCAGGGUGGCGAAAGAAAUCGGCUUGAGCGAGAAUGAUUUGGUGAAAUGUACGCUCAUAGCUGACGUCUUGACAUUGAAGAGCGUUUUCGUUACACCGGUGUCGGCCAAGGACUGGGAAAUAAUUGAGCUCAGUAGUGAAACGAUUGCGAACAGCGUUUUGGAUCAAACUCGGAUUGUCAAUUCCUCACAAAUUCUUAUAAUAUGGAUAAACAAAUCUAUGCAAGUGGCCUUAACAGUAGAUCGCUUACGUCCAAUUGUCUCUUAUGGUCGUAUCGACCACAAUACCGAGCUGAUUAUAGCACCAAACCUUUACAAAGGCCUUACCAAUGGAUCAAGUAAUGGUGUUUCAACGGACACCAGCGAGUCAAGCAACACUAAUAACGUUAGUCAAUUAAUACGUAGCCGUACCACCGCACAAAUACGUAAACAAUCCGAAGCCAGCGUUGAACCUCAACAUUUAGCGCGUUCAACAACAUCGGCGAAUAUUAAAAAGCUAACACGCACAGAGUCGAUAGCGAAGGCAAGCCGCAAUGAUAAGAUGAUACGUUUGAAGAAAGAUUUGCGUCGAGAAAGUACACACACCUUUGAAUUUCGCGCUAUAAGUGGUGAAUGGCAGGAGAAAUCUCAGAUAUCCGAUGUAUUUCUUUGUAAAAGUACUUGGCCGGAAUUUUUGGAAUUGGACAAUGUUUACAGCAUGAAGACUGCUACCGACCAGGAAUAUUAUGUGAAAGUACGUGUGCUGGCCGAUGAUGAGGCACCAAGUGCUGCACACACCAGCAUUCAAGUGAAUUUGAAUCUCAUGCGCAAAUUGAAUUUGAAGGAGAUGGAGAAAGUUGUGCUGAAACCUAAAGCUGCAGUUGUGAAUUUUGUCGAGAAGAUAGAAUUGUUUGCACAAAAGAAGACACAUUAUAAGAUAAUUGAAAACGCUUUUAAACGCUAUGUCAUUGAGAGAACCAACAAAUCGCCAAUGCUGCUGAAUCAAGACGAAGUUGUGCGCUUAGAGGAAGAUCUGAUUGUUACCGUUGGUAUUUUGCCAGAACAUUUUCGUUAUUGUGUUAUAGAUUCGCAAUUUUUGAAAGAGUCAAAAAUCUAUGCUGCCGAUUUGGUGCGCAAAAUAGAUGAUAUAGUUGACGCGCUACCAAAUAUAGAAUCACCGCUGAGUGUUAAAGAUUUGAUAAAACUGCCAGCCUUUGAUAAAAUCGUCAACAAUUUAGUAGAUGAAUUAAAAAUGAACUUAUGCUUGGAUUCGAAGAAUGCGAUACUAAGGCAAGGCAAUAUACUUGUGGCAGGUGCGGCAGGCUCGGGUAAAUCUGUGCUGGUGGAGAGAAUAUUGGAUCAGUUAGUGAAGAAACCUUAUUUUUGCUUCUUCGACAUAUUUUACUGUUCGAGAAGUAAGGGAAGAAAGGCUGAAUCGAUACAAAAGGACUUGCGUAGUAUAUUUACAACUUGUUUACAAAAUGCACCAUCAAUUAUCGUUCUGGAAAAUCUCGACGUAUUGGCUCAUGCAGCAGGCGAUCAAGCUUCACAGGAUAGCGAAUACUACAAUCGUAUUGCUGAUACUGUACACCAAUUGAUUGUGCAGUAUACUAGCGACAAUCCGAUCGCUGUAGUUGCUACAGUUAAUGAACUUCAAUCAUUAAAUAAACGUCUGUAUUCACCACGUGGUCGACAUCUUUUUCAACAUGUGACUAAACUUCCCAGUCUGGAGCGUGCUGGACGAGAAGUGAUACUUAAAGAACUGUGCAGCCACAUUGAAUCGGAAAAAUUGGAUUUGCGUAAAUUCUCAAAUCUAACUGAGGGGUACAACAAAGGCGAUUUGGUGCAAUUUGUUGAGCGCGCUAUAUUUUACGCCUACAGAAUAAGCAAAACACACCCUGUGCUCACAAAUGAGCUAUUAAUAGACUCGUUGGCGAAGACUAACUCGUAUUGCCUACAAGGCAUAGAAAAUCAUCAGAAAGUUAACGAUGAUGAUAAUAUUGAGGAAUUGUCUGUUGAAGAAGUGCCUGGCUUGGAAACGGUUGUUUCGGUGUUGGAAGAGGUGCUGAUGUGGCCAUCAAGAUUUCCAAAUAUUUUUCAACAUUCUCCGCUUCGUAAUCAAGCUGGUGUUCUAUUAUACGGUCCACCUGGUACCGGUAAAACGUUCCUUGUUUCGAAAAUUGCGAGCUCAUGGAAUUUGCGUACAAUAUUAGUUAAGGGUCCGGAGUUGUUGGCUAAAUAUAUUGGACAAAGUGAAGAGAACGUACGGAAUCUAUUCAAUCGUGCACGCAGCGCCAAGCCUUGUGUGCUAUUCUUCGAUGAAUUCGACAGCUUAGCACCGAAACGUGGUCACGACUCCACCGGCGUUACAGAUCGUGUGGUGAAUCAACUGCUCACCGAAUUAGAUGGUGUUGAAAGUUUACAAGGAGUUACAGUCAUAGCGGCCACCUCCCGUCCAGAAUUACUUGAUCCAGCAUUGCUGCGUUCAGGGCGCAUCGAUCGCUUGGUAGAAUGUAGUCUGCCUGACGCUGUAGCGCGCGUGCGCAUAUUCGAAGCACUAGCGGCGUCACUCAAUUUAGAUGACAAUGUUGACUUUGAAUUUUUUGCAUCGCGCACACAAAACUACACAGGCGCUGACAUACAGAGUCUACUAACUUCGGCCAACAUGAUUGCAGUUAAGGAGGCCUUGUCACAGCAUGGACAUGAGAAACUGCCGUCGAGAAUUUCGGUGCGACAAAAGCAUCUAAUCGAAGCUUUCAACACGACGAAGCCAUCGCUGAGUGCAGCAGAUAUAGCCAAGUAUCAAAAGACUUAUGCUCGUUUCACUAACAAGGAACGCGGCGGAGCACGCGAUUUUGUGGCCAAGCGCGCCACGUUGGCAUAGUUGGAACCGAAGGAGUUGGUGGUGCUCCAGAGAUCAAUGGUUGUUGUUACGAAUUUUUUUAGUAGUUUGAUUAUAUUUUUAUAUUCUGACAACGUAUGUAUUUGCAUACGUAUGUAUAUAUGUAC